Molecule: messenger RNA, 1735 nt
Organism: Carica papaya (papaya)
Lineage: Eukaryota; Viridiplantae; Streptophyta; Magnoliopsida; Brassicales; Caricaceae
Product: beta-glucosidase 40-like
Biological process (GO): carbohydrate metabolic process
Molecular function (GO): beta-glucosidase activity
Source: RefSeq, a predicted model, not a curated record
GUCCUCAAGAAAUUGGGAAAACCAAGAAAACUAAAAGCAAAAAUAUUAUGGGUAUACAUAAAUAUAUUAAAGCAGGAACAAGAGUAUGUAUGUGGCAGAUGAUUUCAAGGUAAGUAGUUAACCAUAGAUGAUAUCAACAGCUACAAAUAUGAAAGAGCAGGGAGGAGUUGUUGAGAAAUGAAGUUAAUUAUGGUGGUUAAAAAGGGUUGGAUGGUAGUGUUGGUAUUAUUAGGGUUUAUUGGCAUCGGACCCUGCAAUUCUCAGAUUAACAGAGCAAAUUUUCCCAAGGGUUUUGUAUUUGGAACUGCUUCUUCUGCUUUCCAGUACGAAGGAGCAGUGAAAGAGGAUGGAAGAGGACCAACUAUUUGGGACACUUUUUCACAUUCUGGCAGAAUAUUGGACGGUAGCAAUGCUGAUGUUGCAGUGGAUCAUUAUCACCUCUACAAAGAAGAUACACAACUAAUGAAGGACAUGGGAAUGGAUGCUUACAGAUUUUCAAUUGCUUGGUCUCGAAUUUUUCCUAAUGGAACAGGGGAUGUUAAUCAAGCAGGGGUUGAUCACUACAACAGUGUUAUCAAUGCUUUACUUGCCCAAGGAAUCGAACCAUAUGUGACGCUUUAUCAUUGGGACCUCCCUCAAGCACUUGAAGAUAGAUACAAUGGAUGGCUUAACCCACAAAUAAUACAGGACUUUGCAGUGUAUGCCGAAACAUGUUUUCAAAAGUUUGGAGAUAGAGUGAAGUACUGGAUCACAUUCAAUGAGCCUCAUACGUUUGCUAUACAAGGUUAUGAUUUAGGGUUUACGGCACCUGGGAGAUGCUCGAUUUUGGGUCGUUUCUUGUGUAGUGCAGGCAACUCUACAACAGAACCUUACAUCGUCUCCCACAAUGUCCUCCUUUCUCAUGCAGUUGCUUCCCAUAUUUACAGAACUAAAUACAAGGCAAAACAGGAGGGAUGGAUUGGGAUAUCAUUAGAUGCUAUGUGGUUUGAACCAGAGAAAAAUAGUACAGAAUAUAUUGAAGCAGCUGAAAGAGCCCAAGAUUUUCAGCUUGGCUGGUUUCUCGAACCAUUGAUGUUUGGAGAUUAUCCAAGAUCAAUGAGAAGCAGAGUAGGAAAAAGGCUACCAACAUUUUCCAAGUACCAGGCUGAUAUUGUGAAGGGAUCUUUGGACUUUGUUGGCAUUAAUCACUACACUACAUUCUUUGCAAGAAGUGGUCCUUCUCUUAAUGAUGCUAUUGGAGAUUCUAAUGCCAUUACUCUUCCAAUUUCAGAAGAUGGGAGAGUUAUUGGAGAUAAAGCAAAUUCUAUAUGGCUAUACAUAGUACCUCGCGGAAUGAGAAGUCUUAUGAACUACAUCAAGCAAAAGUAUAGAAACCCUUUAGUCAUUAUUACCGAGAAUGGGAUGGAUGACCCAAAUGAUCCGCUGAUCUCCAUCGAGGAGGCCUUGAAGGAUGAAAAAAGAAUCAAAUACCACAGUGAUUAUCUAACCAACUUACUAGCUGCUAUCAAAGAGGAUGGGUGCAAUGUGAAAGGGUAUUUUGCAUGGUCAUUACUGGACAAUUGGGAGUGGGAAGUUGGAUACACUUCAAGAUUCGGUUUGUAUUUUGUAGAUUACAAGGAAAAUCUCAAGAGAUUACCCAAACACUCUGUUAGGUGGUUCAAAAGCUUCCUUACACCCUCCCCAGUUAGCAUACAUUAUUAACUUUAGUUGGCCUUGAGCCACCUGAUUUCUUAAG